AUGGGUUUGCUCUCCAGUGGCAGAUUCAAGUCAAAGGUGGGAGCUUCUUCUGCAGAAGCUAAGUCGUUUGAUUCUGAAGGGGCACCUCAAGAGGUUUUUGCUUGGUCUUCUGUUAUUUUGCCAUUUCUGUUCCCCGCCUUGGGUGGUUUGUUAUUUGGUUAUGACAUUGGUGCAACCUCUGGAGCUACCAUCUCAUUGCAGUCACCUGAGCUUAGUGGCACAAAUUGGUUUAACCUUUCAGCCGUUGAACUCGGUCUAGUGGUUAGCGGUUCCCUUUAUGGAGCUCUUCUCGGUUCCGUCAUUGUUUACCCAAUUGCAGAUUUCCUCGGAAGGAGAAGAGAACUUAUCACUGCAUCUGUCCUUUACGUAUUUGGUGGUUUGUUGACUGCUUAUGCUCCUGGUCUCGGGGUUCUAUUAGUAGGUCGGCUUCUAUAUGGUCUUGGUAUUGGUAUGGCCAUGCAUGGGGCACCUCUUUACAUAGCAGAGACUUGUCCCUCUCAGAUUCGGGGAACUUUGAUAUCUCUAAAGGAGCUCUUCAUAGUUCUGGGUAUAUUGUUGGGUUAUUUUGUUGGUAGUUUUGAAAUUAAUGCUGUUGGAGGAUGGCGUUACAUGUAUGGAGUCAGUGCUCCUAUUGCCUUAGUUAUGGGGUUAGGUAUGUUGAGUCUCCCACCAUCCCCACGAUGGUUGCUUCUUCGGGGUGUUCAAGGUAAAGGGCCCUUGCAAGAAUACAAAGAGAAGGCCAUCAUUGCUUUACAAAGGCUAAGAGGCUGGUCCACUGGUGACAAAGUCUCUGAAAAGCAAAUUGAAGAUACCCUUGUCUCACUGAAAUCUGCAUAUACUGAUCAGGACUCAGAAGGAAGUUUUUUAGAGGUGUUUCGGGGGCCGAGUUUGAAAGCAUUUAUAAUUGGUGGAGGAUUGGUACUUUUUCAACAGAUAACUGGGCAGCCUAGUGUUCUGUAUUAUGCUGGUUCGAUUCUUCAGACUGCUGGAUUCUCUGCGGCUGCUGAUGCUACAAAAGUUUCGGUCAUCAUUGGCAUUUUUAAGUUUCUGAUGACCGGAAUAGCUGUCCUAAAGGUUGACGAUCUUGGGAGACGACCCUUGCUGAUUGGAGGUGUCGGAGGGAUUGCCCUCUCUCUGGUGCUUCUUUCUGCUUAUUACAAAUUUCUUGGAGGAUUUCCUUUUGUAGCUGUGGCUGCUCUACUUCUCUACGUGGGCUGCUAUCAGAUAUCGUUUGGACCUAUUAGUUGGCUUAUGGUAUCAGAGAUAUUCCCACUCCGCACAAGAGGAAAGGGCAUUAGUCUUGCUGUGCUAACGAAUUUUGGCUCCAAUGCCAUAGUAACCUUUGCUUUCUCGCCACUUAAGGAGUUUCUUGGAGCGGAAAAUCUUUUUCUUCUAUUUGGCGCAAUUGCUCUGCUUUCUCUUUUGUUUGUGAUUUUCUAUGUUCCUGAGACCAAAGGCUUGAGCUUGGAAGACAUUGAGUCCAAAGUUUUAAGUGAUAAGUGA
Molecule: messenger RNA, 1503 nt
Organism: Fraxinus pennsylvanica
Lineage: Eukaryota; Viridiplantae; Streptophyta; Magnoliopsida; Lamiales; Oleaceae
Source: the annotation of a GenBank genome assembly